Neogale vison (American mink) is the source of this 3015-nucleotide messenger RNA. RefSeq names its product ribosomal protein S6 kinase B1 (gene RPS6KB1). The record is from RefSeq and is a predicted model, not a curated record. Gene Ontology annotation, biological process: cellular response to insulin stimulus; protein phosphorylation; signal transduction. Gene Ontology annotation, molecular function: ATP binding; protein serine/threonine kinase activity. The coding region runs from base 394 to 1626 and encodes 410 amino acids. The transcript is spliced from 12 exons. Lineage: Eukaryota; Metazoa; Chordata; Mammalia; Carnivora; Mustelidae.
AUUCAAGCGCUUUUGCCUGGGUACCUAGGCCUUCCAUUUCCUGGUCUCCACCUACAACACCAGCCUAAUGUCUAGUCACUUCUAACCGUAUUGAACUACUUAUAGAUUACCUAGACAUGUCCUUUCAAGCCUGUUUUGCACUGGAAAUGCUUUUUUUAUCCUCUGUGUUUCAUUUUAAUAAUUUUUUAUGAUACAGUUUAGGUAUUGCCACCUCCCAGAACACUUGCAUAUUAGCUGUAGUUCCUCUGUUCUCCCAUAGCACCUUGUGUUUACCUGCAUUGACUUCUCUCUCUUCCCUGAGACUUUGGACUCCUAAUAGCUGGAGACUUCUGUUCAUUCUUCUUUUUAUUACAGAGCCUGGAGCAUAGUAGACAUAGAAUAAUUAGUGAACAUAUGAAUAAACUUCAUCUGUUUACAUUUUUUAAAAAGGCAAUGAUAGUAAGAAAUGCUAAAGAUACAGCUCAUACAAAAGCAGAACGGAAUAUUCUGGAGGAAGUAAAGCAUCCCUUCAUUGUGGAUUUAAUUUAUGCCUUUCAGACCGGUGGAAAACUCUACCUCAUCCUUGAGUAUCUCAGCGGAGGAGAAUUAUUUAUGCAGUUAGAAAGAGAGGGAAUAUUUAUGGAAGACACAGCCUGCUUUUACUUGGCAGAAAUCUCCAUGGCUUUGGGGCAUUUACAUCAAAAGGGGAUCAUCUACAGAGACCUGAAGCCGGAGAAUAUCAUGCUUAAUCACCAAGGUCAUGUGAAACUAACAGACUUUGGACUAUGCAAAGAAUCUAUUCACGAUGGAACAGUCACACACACAUUUUGUGGAACAAUAGAAUACAUGGCCCCUGAAAUCUUGAUGAGAAGUGGCCACAAUCGUGCUGUGGAUUGGUGGAGUUUGGGAGCAUUAAUGUAUGACAUGCUGACUGGAGCACCCCCAUUCACUGGGGAGAACAGAAAGAAAACAAUUGACAAAAUCCUCAAAUGUAAACUCAAUUUGCCUCCCUACCUCACACAAGAAGCCAGAGAUCUGCUUAAAAAGCUGCUGAAAAGAAAUGCUGCUUCUCGACUUGGAGCUGGUCCUGGGGAUGCUGGAGAAGUUCAAGCUCAUCCAUUCUUCAGGCAUAUUAACUGGGAAGAAUUGCUGGCUCGGAAGGUGGAGCCCCCCUUUAAACCUCUGUUGCAAUCCGAAGAGGAUGUGAGUCAGUUUGAUUCAAAGUUUACACGUCAGACACCUGUUGACAGCCCAGAUGACUCAACUCUCAGUGAAAGUGCCAACCAGGUCUUUCUGGGUUUUACAUAUGUGGCUCCAUCUGUACUUGAAAGUGUGAAAGAAAAAUUUUCCUUUGAACCAAAAAUCCGAUCACCUCGAAGAUUUAUUGGCAGCCCACGAACACCUGUCAGCCCGGUCAAAUUUUCUCCUGGGGAUUUCUGGGGAAGAGGUGCUUCAGCCAGCACGGCAAAUCCUCAGACGCCUGUGGAAUAUCCAAUGGAAACAAGUGGAGUAGAGCAGAUGGAUGUGACGAUGAGUGGGGAAGCUUCAGCACCACUUCCAAUACGACAGCCAAACUCCGGGCCAUAUAAAAAACAGGCUUUUCCCAUGAUCUCGAAACGACCAGAGCACCUACGUAUGAAUCUAUGACAGAGCAACGAUUUUAAUGAAUUUAAGGCAAAAAAGGUGGGGAAAGGAUGUGUGAGCAUCCUGUAAGUUGAAACAGGAAGACUCAAAAUGACAGUCUCGAAGAGUUAGUGUCAUUACAUUGAACACUUUGGACAGAGGAAGAAUAAACAUGGAUUUUAAAAAAUCAAUCAAUGGUGCAAAAAAAAAAAACUUAAGCAAAAUAGUAUUGUGGAACUCUUAGGCACAUCAAUUAAUUGAUUCCUAGCGACAUCUUCUCAACCUUAUCAAGGAUUUUGAUGUUGAUGGCUCGAACUGACAGUAUUAAGGGUAGGAUGUUGCUUCUGAAUCACUGUUGAGUUCUGAUUGUGUCGAAGAAGGGUUAUCCUUUCAUUAGGCAAAGUAUGAAAUUGCCUGUAAUACUUGCAACUAAGGACAAAUUAGCAUGCAAGCUUGUUCAAACUUUUUCCAGCAACAUGGAAUCAAAGACAAAAGAAACUUAACAAUUGAUGUUUUACGUGCAAACAACCUGAAUCUUUUUUUUAUAUAAAUAUAUAUUUUUCAAAUAGAUUUUUGAUUCAGCUCAUUAUGGAAAACAUCCCAACUUUAAAAUGCAAAAUUAUUGGUUGGUGUGAAGAAAGCCAGACAACUUCUGUUUCUUCUCUUGGUGAAAUAAUAAAAAUGCAAAUGAAUCAUUGUUAACCACAGCUGUGGCUCGUUUGAGGGAUUGGGGUGGACUUGGGGUUUAUUUUCAGUAACCCAGCUGCAAUACCUGUCUGUAAUACUAGAAAAAAAAUUAUUUAAUCAUUUCUACUUGCAGUACUGCUAUGUGCUAAGCUUAACUGGAAGCUUUGGAAUGGGCAUAAAUUGUAUGUCCUACAUUUCAUCCUUGUCCUGGGCCUGCAUUGCACUGGAAAAAUGUCACCACCUGUUCUUAACCAGUAUUUGGUUCAAGACGCCAAAUGUUUUCAGCCCAUGGCUGAAGAAGGAUGGAAAAGAGUCAGGAUAAAAUGCAUACUGAGGGCAGUAAAGUGAGGGAGAGAGGGAGAUCCAGGGAAAGAGGGUGUUGUCAUGUUCCACUCUCUGUGUCUAAUCUCUUUACAGCAAAUUGGUAAGAUUUUAAGUUUUACUUUUAACUGUUUUUGCUGUCUACCUUCCUUAGGUUUUUUUUCCUCAACAGUUUUAAAAGGAAAAAAGUAUUUUUCUUUCUCCUAUACUGGGGCUACAUAUUUUGAUUGUAAAAAUAUUUGAUGGCCUUUUGAUGAAUGUCUUCCACAGUGAAUAAGAAAACUUAGUGGCUUAAUUUAGGAAACAUGUUAACAAGACACUAUGUUUUUGAAAUUGUAACAAAAUCUACAUAAGUGAUAUACAGGUACAAAGAAUAAAAAUAAAGGUAACUUUACCUUUCUUAUA